AUGGUUGCCGGCGAACCAUGUCAGAUUACCAAGGCUAUGUUUGGUCAAGUUCACUGUACAACAUCGGCAACAGCUGAGAUGUCAUAUGGACCACUUGUAAUCACCAUUGACAAUGCUGUUAGAACUAGUGAUGAGAACUACAAUUAUACGACUGAUCCUCAGAUUUACGAUAUCAACCCAAAAAAAGGCUUCCUCAGUGGUGGGGUGAUGCUGGUAGUCAAAGGUCAUAAUUUACAUAUUGUAACAGAGAGUAUACUUGAAGCUACUGUCAUGACAAGUAGUGGACCUGAUACACUGAGAGAGGUAUGUGAAGCAGCAAAGGAUGGUUUGUCAAUGUCAUGUAAAACACCAAACAUUGGAGUUACUGGUUUAACUGCAUCAAAGGAUGAACCAGUUGAAGCCGUGAUAGCAUUUCAUCUAGAUGGUGUGGUGGCACCAUUGGCUGAUGGGAGUCCAAGCUGGGGAACUUUCUCUUAUUAUCCCGACCCAGUAUAUUUUAAGUUCCCAGAACCAAGCUAUAUCAGGCAGUUGACUGACGAUAAGAUUCCACUGUAUAUUGAUGGAAUUCAUUUGAAUUUAUCAAGCACAGUUUCUGAUGUGACGGUUGUCGUUGGUAACGAUAACUGCAACGUGACCCACUUGCUGUAUGAUACAUGUAUCUGUAUUCCACCACUGCGACAGAAUGACACCAAGUUGAAUGAGCCAAGGCGGAAAGUUGAGGUGUUUGUCGGAAACUUGGAGUUCUUCAUUGGAUAUUUGCAGUACGUGGAUAAGGUUGAGAAAAGUAGCAGCUGGAAACUCAUUGUGUCGGUUAUGAUGGGCCUUUUACUUAUCAUCGUCCUUGGUAUAUUAUACUGGCGAUAUCGACUGAUGAAGAGGCAGAAACAAAAGGAUUUGUAUGUGAAAGAGGAUAUUGAAAAUGAUUUCAGAGUGAUAUACCGAGCUCAUAGUGGUUCGCCUUACCGUAGCAGUAGAGUGGCCAGAAAUACUUAUCUUUCUGACAAUGGUGCUUGUGGAAGUGCCGAAGAACAUGCUUCAUUGUUAUCUCAAAUAGAUAAAGAUUUAGCUUUGAAUAUCAGCGACGUAUUGAUAGAAAGGCGAAAUCUGGAAUUGUGCGAAUUGAUUGGACGAGUGUUAAGCCAUAGUCUGGUGACCAUGUUGAAUUUAAACAAAGAUUUCUAA
Molecule: messenger RNA, 1182 nt
Organism: Saccoglossus kowalevskii
Lineage: Eukaryota; Metazoa; Hemichordata; Enteropneusta; Harrimaniidae
Product: hepatocyte growth factor receptor-like
Biological process (GO): protein phosphorylation; semaphorin-plexin signaling pathway; regulation of cell migration
Cellular component (GO): semaphorin receptor complex; plasma membrane
Molecular function (GO): protein tyrosine kinase activity; semaphorin receptor activity; ATP binding
Source: RefSeq, a predicted model, not a curated record